GCGACAACGGCAGAAGCCAAACUCAUUUGACGACGACGAGACGACCAAAGCUGCUCAUACCAGCCACGCCUCGUCGCUGAGACGAUUCUCGCCUCGACCUUUCGCUAUUCAACAUUUUUAACUUCUUUCUUCGCUUUAUUCCGUUCGUAAUUCGCCAAUUUCCGUGGCCUCACUCGCUUGCCAUCAAUCCCAAAGUCUAUUCAAAGAAUAACCUCACGCACUCUAAAAGCCAACAGCUACCGCUUUCGCCGAUUGCUAAUUCAUUAACCGCCCUCGAAUUCGUAUAAUUUCGAUCGUUUAAAGAACUGGCUAGUUCGCACAAGCAUCAACAACCACCUUCCGACCGAACGUUCCGACUCGAUCGCUGGCCAUCAUAAUCGCAACUCCUGGAAAUACUGGUCACGAUGUGGUCUUGUAUCAUGAAGCCAUUGGCGGUCAUCGCCUCGGUGGCUGCCCUGGCCUCGCCUGUCUCGGGUGAGAAGAUUCUCUACUCCAACUCCCUCAACAGUUGCCAAAAGGACAACGGAUUCAAAGCCACACUCUUCAACGUCGCUUUGACACCAAACAACGGUUCCGCCUACGUCAAGGCUGUAGCAACAUCGUCUAUUCAAGGCAAGGUCAAAUUCGACAUCCGACUCUCGGCUUAUGGAUACCAGUUCCUCCAACAGACGGUUGACCCCUGCUCAAUUAACCUCGCUGGUCUAUGUCCUAUGGUUUCUGGAAAGAUUCCCUUCAAAUUUAACCUGCCUGUGGGCAAAGAGAACCUUGCUCAGGUACCUGGAAUUGCCUACAACAUUCCCGAUCUCGAUGCUACUGUUCGUGUUUACGUCAACAUGUCGGAUACCGGCGAGAGUGUAGCGUGUGUCGAGGCCUCUUUCUCCAACGGAAAGACGGUCGAUCUCAAGGGUGUCAAGUGGGCUACUGCAAUCAUCGCUGGUCUUGGUCUGAUCUCUUCUGCCAUCGUUUCCGGCGUUGGUCAUGCCAACACAGCUGCUCACGUUGCCUCUAACUCGCUCUCCCUGUUUGGUUACUUUCAGGCUCAAGCUAUUCUCGGACUUACCAGCGUCGGACUUCCCCCAAUUGUCGCGUCGUGGACACAGGACUUCCAGUGGUCUAUGGGUAUUAUUCGCGUUGGCUUCAUGCAGGACAUUUUUACCUGGUACCAGCGAGCAACUGGUGGUACACCCGAGUCAAUUCUUUACAACGUCCGCCAGGUCUCAGUGCAAGUACAGAAGCGAAGCUUGGAUCUUGCCUCCACCAGCAUCGAUCUUUUCAAGCGCAGUGCUGCAAUGAUGCCUCGAGGUAUUACUGAGCCUAUCGGAAAUGCCGCAGGCGCUCUUUCCAAGCGUGCCAACAUCCAGACUGCAGACGGAACUUAUAUUGUGUACGGUAUUCAGCGAGUUGCCUUCAAGUCCAGGAUCGAAUCCACCAACUUGUUCAUGACAGGCCUGACUUUCUUCUGUAUUUUCGUGGUUAUCACCUGCCUGGCAAUUGCCGCAUUCAAGGGCAUCACCGAGCUCUGUGCUCGUCAGAGAUGGAUGGCCCAGGACAAGUUCCUCGAGUUCCGCAACGGUUGGCUCACCGUUCUUAAGGGUAUUCUCUUCCGUUUGACCCUGAUCGGUUUCCCUCAGAUGGCCAUUCUUUGCUUGUGGGAGUUUACUCAGCAGGAUUCACCCGCCGAGGUCGUGCUCGCCGUUUUCUUCCUUCUGGGAAUGGCGUUCACUCUCGGCUGGGGCGCCAGCAAGGUCAUCCGCAUCGCUCGCCGCUCUGUUGCCAUGCACCGAAACCCUGCUUACAUUCUGUUCUCUGAUCCUCAAGCUCUCAACAAGUGGGGUUUCCUCUAUGUUCAGUUCCGAGCCUCUGCCUACUACUUCAUCGUCCCUGUCCUCAUCUACACUUUGGUCAAGGCCAUGUUUGUGGGUUUGGCUCAGAAGAGCGACAUCACCCAGGCUGUCGGCUUCAUCAUUAUCGAAGUCGGUUUCUUGAUCGCUUCUUCUGUUCUCCGACCUUGGAUGGACAAGCCCACCAACUCAUUCAACAUCGCCAUUGCUGCCAUCAACUUCAUCAACGCUAUUUUCCUUCUUAUCUUCUCUAAUGUCUUUGGCCUACCUAAGAUCGUUGUUGGUGUUGUUGGUGUGGUUCUGUUCGUUUUGAACGCUUCAUUUGCUCUUAUCCUGCUUCUUAUGCUUAUCGUCUCGACUGCCUUGGUGUUCUUCCGCAAGAACCCCGAUGCUCGAUACCAAUUCAUGGCCGACGACCGUGCUUCGUUCAUGAAGUCGCAAACACAGGUCAACGCCACCACUGAGCUCGAUGCUCUAGCGGCUACUGCUCGAGGCGAUAAGUCUGGCUACAACAAGCACCUUGACUUGGACGAAGAGGACUCAGUUUCAUCCGAGAGCUUGGCGAGACGAGCUGAGCCUAACAACCAGUCUCAAGCAUCGUUCCAAAGGGGCGACGCACCUCCUCGCUCUCCUGUGAACCCAGCCAUGCCACUCUUCCCGGCUGAUGGGCGACCAUCAAGCCCCUUCCGUACUGCGUCACCAAACCCUUACCAGCAGUCAAACUCAAACCUGUCUCAACAAAGGUCGGCAGACAACAAUAGCCCUGGCGGUUACAGGUCACAAAACAAUGCCAGUCCUUGGCAGCGCGGUGCUGGUUACGAGCACUAAUUGAUUUAACUAAAGAGGAACCUAUUUACCUUUUUUAUUUCAUGAGAGCUUCAACUAGACUAUUCUCAAGGGGGUAGACUUUGCGUUUCACGCGGCUUGGUCUAUGCGAGGCUGGCCCAGCAGACAAAGCCUUCAGGAUUUCUGCUGUGGAUGACGCGAGGGAGCUCCGGGCUCGCAGCCAGUAAUUUACAUUACCCACGCUAAGAUCGUGUUUUCUUCCUUUGUUUGUUUUCCCUUUUUUCUUGGAUGGUUCUUUUGUCGGGAGCAUGACGAUGGCGUCUGCAACGAGACUUGGCGUUGGCGAUUGUCGAAACCCUAGUACUCUUACGAGUGUUUGCUUUGUAUAUAUAAACAGUAUCGGGAAGGGAUGAGGAAUGUGCUUUUUUUUUACUGAGCUGAGGUAACUUAGCGAUCAGUUUAUAUCCGAUAUCCGGGAAUCAUGCUGCGACUUAUCCAGUCGUGGUAAUGGGACAUUUGUCUCUCACCGUUGUUACACAAAUAAAAAACAAGAUUACAAUAACUU
Molecule: messenger RNA, 3192 nt
Organism: Fusarium graminearum PH-1
Lineage: Eukaryota; Fungi; Ascomycota; Sordariomycetes; Hypocreales; Nectriaceae
Exons: 2
Coding region: 405-2669 (754 amino acids)
Biological process (GO): transmembrane transport; fungal-type cell wall biogenesis
Source: RefSeq, a predicted model, not a curated record